This is a messenger RNA of Lathyrus sativus (Indian pea), 201 nucleotides long. The record is from the annotation of a GenBank genome assembly. Lineage: Eukaryota; Viridiplantae; Streptophyta; Magnoliopsida; Fabales; Fabaceae.
AUGAGAGGAAGUUUUGCAGCGUUUUCUUGGCUUAAUGAAGCUUGUUCCAAAUGGGGUCAUUUGGCAAAGUUUGGUUAUUGUCAUUGUGUAGAAUGUGGAAGUAGGACGAAUAUUAUGAAAGGAUAUGGGGUCCACUUAUUGCGUAAUGAUUUUGUUGUUUUUUUGUGUGAUAAUGGAUUUUGGUACGACGGUUGUGCGUGA